Messenger RNA from Caenorhabditis auriculariae, 412 nucleotides. The record is from the annotation of a GenBank genome assembly. Lineage: Eukaryota; Metazoa; Nematoda; Chromadorea; Rhabditida; Rhabditidae.
AUGGUAAUCGGUGGUCAUUUGUAUGCGACCGGGUACUACCUCUAUGGUACCUGGGUCGGAGGUCGAUGCAAGUAGCUACCGGGUAGCUACCUGACACUUGCGAUUGCUACCGGAAAGUCUGGAAUCGCUUCCCGGAAAGUUAUUUUUUGUUUCAGCUUUAUCCAAUAGGACCCUGGAAGGCUUGGGAAGGUGUAAAAAAACACUGAUGCUAUAUAAACGACCGAUGUGCCAGCCAGUGGCAAUCGCGAAUUUCAGGUACAUACCCGGUAGCAUCCAGAUACCGACCAGGUACUAUCCAGGUACCAUAGAGAUAGUACCCGGUCGCAUACAAAUGACCACCGAUUACGACACGCCGAUUGACUGGAGUUGCUACCCGGUACCUACUUGUAUCUACCUCUCGAUUCACCAGUGA